Molecule: messenger RNA, 4524 nt
Organism: Rotaria sp. Silwood2
Lineage: Eukaryota; Metazoa; Rotifera; Eurotatoria; Philodinida; Philodinidae
Source: the annotation of a GenBank genome assembly
AUGUCAGCUCAACCUAACGUAACAUCUUCUCCAACGAACGAGGACAAAAAUUGGGGUCAUUUUCCGCUAUUGUGGCUCCAGUAUCAUUCUACAAAUUCAAAAUCUAAUCCAAUAAUACCAUCUCCAAUUAGACUUCAUAUCCAUAAUCAUACUGAUUCAUUAAAUUCAACAAAUAAAGUACAUGUUUCUGUUACACCAACGAAAGAUUCUGAUUCAACAUGUUCACCAUCUGACAAUCUAUCGUUCCAAGCUCUUGAAAAUUCUGUUAUUAGUUUUUCAUCUCCUUCAAAUCUUGGAACAAGACGAAGAAAUUCAUCAACAUCAACCAAUUCAUUUGUAUUUGAUACACCAUGUUCAUCAUUUUCACGUAAGACAACAAAUAAUACAAUAUCAAAUUCACAAAUUAUAAUAAAAAAUGAACGUGAAACUCAAACAUUAUUAUUAACAAAUAUUGAUAUGAUUCAUCAAUUAAUAUUACAAAUGAAUGAGAAUGAAUAUAAAAUAGAUUAUAAUUCAAUUGAAAUUUCAAAAAACUUAUUUCAACAAUGUGCAGCAUUUUUUUCCACUAAUAAAUAUCAAACAAUAAAUUCAUUUAUUAAAAAACAACUUUUUAAUUUUGGUCGAUAUGAAAUUGAAAUUCUUUUUCCAAUAAAUAGUAAUAAAACUUCAACCAUUUAUGCAUGUGACAUCUGUUUAAAACAUUUUCAUGGUAGUUCAAUAGCAUUUCAACGUCAUACUGCUAAAUGUUUAUCAAUUCAACCACCAGGUAAACUUGUUUAUAAUGAAAAUGAUCUAGCAAUUUUUCAAAUUGGUGAAACAAAACUAAAUAUUGAACAACGUAUUUAUCUUAAAUCAUUAUGUCGUAUUGCUCGUUUAUUUCUUGAUUCAAAUAAAAGCAUUGAUGAUACAAAAAUUGAUCGAUUUACUUAUUAUAUUCUAUGUCGUAGAGAUCCAAUUUUAUCACAAUGUCAGCCUUCUCUUUAUCGUUUUAUUGGUUACUUUUCUAAACAAACCAAUCAACAUGUUCAACAUUCCAUUAAUAAUUUAUCUUGUUUAUUCGUUUUACCUUCUUUUGCUCAACAUCAAGAAUACAAUCAAUUAUUAAUUGCAUUUAGCUAUUUUCUUACUCGUUCGAAUGCGUCUUCAAAUCUAAUAUAUAGUUCACCUGCUCGUCCGCUUGAUAUUAUAUCGUUGUCUGCUUUACGAAUAUAUUGGCGUGAUAUUGUAUUGGCUUAUAUAAUCAAUCAUAAUCAAUCUUCUACUAAAACUGUUACACUCGAUGCUCUUGCACGUCAAACAUUUAUCCAUCCACGAGAUAUUCUUUCAAGCUUAUAUUCUAAUGGUUUUAUUGUUCCACAUCCUAAGGAUAAAUCAUGUGUUUAUAUUCUUAAUAAUGCAUAUCAAUCGAUAUCAUCGAGAAAUUUACAUAUUAGAAAUAAACCAUUAUUUAUGAAUAUGAAAUUGAUUAAUAUUAAUGACAAGAAUAAUAUUACGAUUGAUAAAAAAAGAAAUGUUAUACAUACAAAUAAAGAAGCGCGUGCAAGUGUAACUAUGCCCGUGUUUCAUACAAAAACAAUUGAAAGUAUUUUGGAACCCGUAGCACAACAGGUAUCUCGUCUAGUUAUUUUACAUGAAGAAUCAUCAGAUGAUAAUAAUCUUAUACCCGAUCUUUCAAAACCCGUUCAAAUAGUUAAAUCAGCUGUUGAUAAUCUUGUUAAAGUUAGCCAUGAAACAUGUUUAACAAGUACAGAUGAUCUAUUACGUACUGAUAUGCCACAAGCAUUAGCACGUGUUAAUAAAGCAUCAACAUUAUUAAUUGAUGCUGCUCAUAUACUUAAAUAUGAACCAUGUUCAAUCAAAGGACGGCAAAUGUUAAUUGAAGGAGCACGAUGUAUUUUACAAGGUAUAUCAGCUCUACUUUUGACAUUUGAUGAAUCUGAAGUACGAAAGAUAGUUAUUAUAUGUCAACAUGUUCUCAAUCAUUUAUCAUAUAUCGAAAUGAUCGAAACAAUAGAACAACUUGUCGAUUUUGUUAAGAAUUUAACACCAAUACUAACUCGAAUGAGUAAAGAAGUUGAUUUACGUAUAAAUGAAUUAACUCAUAUUAUUCAUCGUCAAUUAUUAACUCGAUCACUAGAACAAGUUAAAACUUUAACACCAUUAUUAAUUUCAAGUAUUAAUGUUUAUAUAACAUCAAAAUAUACGGGUGGUCAUACAAUUGUUGAAUCAAUAGAAAAUCGUGAUUAUAUUGUAAAUAAAAUGAGUGAUGAACUCGGUGAAAUAAUUCGAAUACUUCAAUUAACAACAAUUGAUGAUGUUUUAUUAAAUGAAUUUGAUGAAGAUGAACAACAUAAUUUAAAAAAACUUCUUAAAACUCUUGGUAAUCGUUUAUAUCAAGCAAAAAAUUGGUUAUCAAAUUCUCAAGCAUUAGAAGGCACAUUAGCUGAAAGAUCAUUACGUAUGGUUCUUGAUGAUUUACGUAUACAUAUAACUGAACAUUGUCUCGAUGAGAAACAAGCAGAUGUGUUAAUGCAAAAAGUUGAUGCAAUUUCACAAAUGAUGAAUCGUUUAUUACAAUUACGAGUACAAUCGAAAGGUGAUACUAAUGAAGCAACUAGUCUGUCACGUAAUAUAUCUCAGCAACUUGAUGAUCUUUAUCGAUCAUUAGAGUAUGCAAUUAAUUUAUUAAGAUAUACAUCUGAUUAUCAACGACCAGCAACGACUGUUAAUGGAAAAGUUGAUCAAGCACAAAGAUGGCUUUUACAACCAGAUCUAGACCAAUUUGGAUUUGGUGAAUUUGCUAUUCGAAGUCUUAUUAAAAUAGGCCGUCAGUUAGUUAGUAUUUGUGAAUUAUCUUAUCGUCGUGAUCUUCUCGAAUGUUGUCUUAAUAUCGAGAAUUUAUUAUUAAAAUAUAAAGAUUUAUUACGAAGACGAUUACCUACUAAUGGACCAGAAUGUGUUAUGAUAAGUCGUUCUUUAUCUUCACAUAUUUAUCAAUUACAAUGUCGUCUUCAAGAAGCUAUUAUUUAUCAAGUGUCCGACGAUUUUAUGGAUAUAACAUCAACAAUAAGAACAUUACGAGAAGUUGCUUUUCAAUCAUCAAAUGAACCAAAUCGGCAAGAGCUAUUUCAAACAGCUAUGCAAGAUUUUAUAAAUCACUCAUCAACAUUAACACAAACAGCACGCUUAGCUGCCAAUGGAACAUCAUGUCGAUCAAAAUCGACGAUUGAAACAAUUAAUAUAACUUCAUCACAAAUCAAUGAUCUAACACCUCAAGUUAUUUAUGCAGCUCGUAUUGUUUUUGGCGAUCCAACUAGUUCAUUAGCAACUCAAGAGCAUUUUGAUCUUCUUCGUGAUCAAUGGCUAACACAAAUGGAAUAUCUACGAAGACAAGUUGAUGAAGCUAUUCCAUCUGAUGAAUUUGUUAAAGCUUGUGAAGAAGCAAUUAUUCAUGAUACACAACAAACAGAAAAGGCUGUAGCUGAUUUAAAUUCUUCAAUUAUUAUUGAUAGUACAUCGAAUAUAAUUCGACGUGCUAAUCGUAUUUUACUUGUAACAUAUCAAGAAAUUGAAAAUUCGGAAGAUUCAACAUUUACAACACAACUUCAGAAAGUAUCUAAUACAUUUAAAGAAACUUUCCCACCAAUGAUUUCUGCAGCUAAACAAUUAGCUUUAAGUCCAGAUAAUAAACUAAUACAUUCAAAAUGGCAACAAACGAAUAAUGAAUUAAUCGAUGCUAUCGGAAAUAUACGUGAAACACUUCAACCAUUAACAACAAAUCUUGCUAAUGAAAUAGCACAAAUUUCAUUUUAUCAUGAUAGUCGUAGUGCAUCACGAUCUCCACCUCCUCGGCCACCAUUGCCAUCUGAUGAAGAAUUGUCAGCAUCUGCUGCUCCACCACGACCACCCUUACCAGUUUUCGAACCAAAAGAUGAAGACAUGUAUGAUAAAGAUUUACCAUUACCUCAAUCAAAUCAGCCAAUGCUAAUGGCUGCACAUGAUUUACAUAUGAAUAUAAAACAAUAUUCAAGUCAUGAUAAUGAACUUAUUGCAUUAGCAAAAAAAAUGACACAUUUUGUUGCUCAAUUGAGUCUACUUAUUCGUGGUGAAACAGGAACAAAACGUGAUUUAAUUGCAACAUCACGAGAACUUGCGGAAAUAUCUGAACAUAUCACAUACUUUGCUAAGCAAAUAGCAAAGGAAUGUAUGGAUCGACGAAUGCGUACACAUUUACUUCAAGUUAGUGAACGUAUACCAACAAUUGGUACACAACUUAAAAUAUUAUCAACAGUAAAAGCAACUAUGUUUGGUAUCUAUGAUUUUCUACCACGUAGUUUAAGUAAAAAUGAACGAGCAAUGAUUAACUCAGAAGAAGAUGCUGAAGCAACUGAAAUGCUUAUUAGUAAUGCACAAAAUUUAAUGCAAUCUAUUAAAGAAACAGUAAAAGCAGCUGAAAUUGCAUCAGAUAAAAUUCGUCGUACGGACAACGGAAUUCGUCUACGAUGGACAAGACGAACUCGUUAG